Molecule: messenger RNA, 819 nt
Organism: Clunio marinus
Lineage: Eukaryota; Metazoa; Arthropoda; Insecta; Diptera; Chironomidae
Source: the annotation of a GenBank genome assembly
AUGGUUUUUGUUUCUUCGAUGGCUAACCUGAUAUAUUCCUUCACAUUGAAUUGUAAUUUUCAGUUUUUGAAAGAUUUAACUAAUCCUUCAAAAUAUCUUUAUGCAUGUGAAGCAAUAAACGUAACAAUUCGAAGCCCAACAACAAUAGAUUUUGUGACGAAUCUUCAUCACCCUGGUCAGCGGGAUAAAGAUGUUAGAAUAUUCAUCAUAAAACAUAAUUUAUGUCAUAAUCUUCCAUUAAAAAUAGAAAAGUUUUUCCCAAAUCUGUCGGAAAUAGAAGUGAGUUCCAGUGAAUUAAAAAUGUUACACAGAGAUAACUUUGCAUCACUAACUAAACUAACAAUGGGGAUUUUUUCGGAAAAUGAUUUAGAGCACCUGCCUGGUGAUUUGUUCAUUUAUAAUUCACUGCUAACUCACAUUGACUUUUCACAAAAUAGAAUUGUCAGUGUUGGUCACAAUUUUUUCAAUAGUUUAUACAAUUUAAAAUAUUUGUUGUUUGAAGAAAACAUUUGCUUUAAUAGUUUUGAAUUAAAUGCAAGUAUUGAGUUGGUUAAGAAAGAAAUAUUGAAAAGUUGUUCGAAUGUAGUAAAUAGUGAACAACGAAAUGAUUUAAUUUCAUUAAAAGUAGAUGAAGAUAGGAAAAACUCACAUUUUAACGACACUACAAAAAAUGUUACAAUAUACCAAGAAAAUGUAACAUUUUCACAAAAAGUGCCUCAAUUAUCGAAAAAAAGUUUUGGUAGAAUUCAAACAAUUUCGUUUCAAAUAAUUGUAGCAUGUUUAGGUUUCGAUUUUGUAUCAAUUUGCUUUUCCAAUUAA